Molecule: messenger RNA, 3793 nt
Organism: Microplitis demolitor
Lineage: Eukaryota; Metazoa; Arthropoda; Insecta; Hymenoptera; Braconidae
Product: probable cationic amino acid transporter
Exons: 11
Coding region: 722-3136 (804 amino acids)
Biological process (GO): transmembrane transport; amino acid transport
Cellular component (GO): plasma membrane
Molecular function (GO): amino acid transmembrane transporter activity
Source: RefSeq, a predicted model, not a curated record
UACGAAAGUGGGAACAAGAGUCAGGGGUAUAUUUUGUAAAGGCAGAUAUUGCCGAAAUAGGGGAGGAACGUCACGCGGAUAAGAACUUACGAUCGUGGUCCGACGGCGCGACCGGCACCAAAUAACAAAUUUCUAAAAUGUGACUCGCGGCUAAUGACAAAACGAAAUAUAUUGUAUCAAAUUUCAUUAGUUUAGAAUAGCACUGCGCACGCAAAUCGGAUAACAGCUUUCUCUCCUCUCGACGACGACAUCGUGUAAUAACCCUGGACGAACGACAACCUUUCAUGUGAGUGACAAGCGAAAAAUCCGUGCCAUUACAUUAAGUUUGAAUAAUGUGCCCUCGUUUACUAAUUGAUAAUAUCAUUAAUUCAAGAGAUCGUUAUUAAAUGACCGUCGAAUAUAGCAAAAUUUAUAAAAAAUUAAAUAAACGAAAACAGUUUUCAGUACAACGUGACGCAAGUAAAUUGUGAUGAUGGAGUACAAGAAUUAUGACUAGUUUUUUAUUAUUAGACAAAGUCACGUCAGGUUUUGUUUUGCUAAAAACAGCAAAAAGUUUUUUUCUUUAUGAUAAAGGCGUGAGAAUAAUUGCGAGGGUUAAGGUAAAAAUAAUAAAGUUGAUAACGACUCCCCGACGUGCCAGACAAAGGAUCAUAAGAUUAAGAUAAAAGGCUAAAAAAAGUAUACGAUUAUAAUACGCAAGAGGUUAUAGGACGCAAUCAAAAUGAAGUUUGAAAUAAUUAUGAAUCGAGAGCGGAACCUAGAGCUUUUUGGAAAGCUUAUCCGGACCAAAAAAAUAGAAAACCUACAAGGUGACCAACAAAGAAGAAGCCAUGAACCUGCUGGCUCAAAUGAUACCAAACAGAAACUACAGAAGUGCCUGACGACUUUAGACUUAACGUCUCUUGGGGUUGGUUCCUGCGUUGGAACAGGAAUGUAUCUGGUAUCGGGAAUGGUAGCUCGAAGUGUAGCUGGACCAGGUGUUAUCAUUUCAUUCAUCAUUGCAGCAAUUGCUUCCAUCUUCUCUGGUGCAUGCUAUGCAGAAUUUGGUGUCCGAGUGCCUCAUACAACUGGUAGUGCAUAUAUGUACAGUUACGUGACAGUGGGCGAGUUAAUAGCAUUUAUAAUUGGAUGGAAUAUGGUGUUAGAAUAUCUUAUUGGUACCAGUGCAUGUGCUUGUGCCCUGAGCGCUUGUUUGGACGCCUUGGUGGACGGUGCAGUUUCCAGUGCCAUCGCUAACAGUGUUGGCACUUUUUUUGGGAGGCCACCAGACUUCACAGCCUUCGUUAUCACGCUAUUGAUGAUGCUAUUGUUGGUGGCAGGAGUCCGAAAGUCCUUGGUAUUUACCAAUGUUUUGAACGCUAUCAAUCUUGCUGCGUGGGUUUUCAUCAUGACCGCUGGAAUGUUUUACGUUGACUCUAGUAACUGGUCGGAACACAAAGGAUUUUUACCUUACGGUUGGAGCGGGGUAUUCACGGGAGCUGCCACGUGUUUUUACGCUUUCAUUGGUUUUGAUAUCAUUGCAACAACGGGUGAAGAGGCGACCAAUCCAAAACGGAGUAUUCCAUUAGCUAUUGUUACAUCGUUACUCAUCAUUUUGACUGCUUAUGUAACUAGCAGUAUGGUUUUGACAUUAAUUAUCCCAUACGAUCAAGUCGACCAAGAUUCUGCAUUAGUAGACAUGUUCGGCCAAGUUGGGGCUUAUAAAUGCAAAUACAUCGUUGCACUGGGGGCAGUUGCAGGAUUAACUGUUUCUAUGUUUGGUAGUAUGUUUCCAAUGCCUAGGAUAGUCUACGCAAUGGCGCAAGAUGGUCUUAUAUUUCGUACUUUCAGCCAACUGUUGCCCUUAACAGGCACUCCAGCAUUAGCAACUUUAACCUCUGGUGUAGCUGCCGCUUUUGUUGCGCUUUUAAUUCAACUAGACGUUCUCGUGGAAAUGAUGUCAAUUGGUACUUUGUUAGCUUAUACACUUGUAUCUACGUGCGUUCUUAUUCUUCGUUAUCAACCUCACUCGACGAAUCUAAUUGAGUUGCUGCCUCAAAGCCUUCGGACACCCUGCCGAUCGCCACCAAAAGAGACUCAAAGUAAUGCCCCUGCAACGUAUAGUAAAGAAGUACGUCCCGAUCAACUUGCAAGUGCUUUGAAUUCUGUUCAUGCAACUCAAACUGAGCUUACAACGAAUAGUAAUGGACAGCGUGUCACUGUGCGACGUGUUCGAAGGGCAAAUAGCUCGUCUCCAGAAUCAGACGAUACAUAUGGUGCGGAAGAAGAUGACGUUGGUCUGGGUAAAGAUGAUCAAUAUCUUGUCAGCGAUAGGACAGAAAAUAAAUUUUAUGGCAGCGUUCAUGCAGCAGCGGCUGCUUCUAGUUGCAGUAGCGCUCAUCAAUAUCCUGGCACUACUCCAAUUAUUGGGCCUCCUCUCAAUUACCUUCAGCGACGAUUACAGGCCGCGCAAUACUUAUGUCCGGCAAUAUUUCCAUGGGUAGAUCGAGGACCAGCAACCGAAGCAUCCGGUCGCUACGUCAUGAAGAUGGUCGCAAUACUAUAUUUACUAAUUUUAAUAUUCGACUUCAUUAUAGUGGUCGGCAUGGGCAAUAUGGGAACUUUCACAACAAUUCUUCUGUUUUGUUUCUUAUUUGCCAUCAUUGGGGUGUUGCUGGCGAUAAGUAGAAAACCACAAAAUAGAAGCACCGUAAUGUUCAUGACUCCAGGACUUCCGUUCGUACCAGCAAUAGCAGUGACAGUUAACAUUUACCUCAUUUUCAAACUUAGUAUUUUAACUCUCGUUAGAUUUAUUGUUUGGAUGACAUUAGGUUUUCUCAUGUACUUCUACUACGGAAUAAAGAACAGCACUUUAGAACAAAAAGAUCCGGAUGAUAUUAUUAAUUCUAGCGACAAUGUUGGCAAUAUAGAAUUAACAAUUACUGAUCAUGCAGGUGUAUCACCAUCUCACCGACAUGCGAAUGGGCAGGAUCGCAGUAUUUACGAAGGACAACAGCUUGAUGCCUUUGGCCAGCCUGUAUUUGGUAGCACCAAUUUCGGUGGUGUAUCAAGUAAUUCAAAUGCUACAGCGCAAUCGCAAGCUAAGUCUCAAGGCUUUUUUGUUCCUGAAGAUAAUUUCCCCUCUUGGGAUGAUUAAGUAUAAAAAUAAUAUAUAUAUAUACUGGUGACCAUGUAUUAUACGUUAACGUUGUGGCCAUAAUAACAAAUAUAAGAUGAUUGUUUUACGUGAUAAAGAUUCGUAUAUAAACAGAAAGACAUUUCUUCGCGAAACGCAACUUUCACUAAAAUUGAAGCAUAUGACAAGGCGUUUAUUACUUAAUCCAUCGACUUCCAUUUAUUUUCACUUGACGUGAGAUAAUGGUAAUAGAUAUAUAAGAUCAUUGCCAAUUUAUGUUUAUUCUAUUGUUUAUUAGAUAUAUACUGUUAAAUGAGUUUCAUUGUCAAUUUAAUUAAUGCGAUAAAAAAAUAUGUAAAAGCAAUCGACUGUUUGCGUUCAAAGCAUAACAUAUGAGAAUAAUGCAUGAUAUAGUUGAAUGAGCGAUAAAAUGGUACCAUUUAAAUUAUUAUACUCGGUUGUAUGUAAGCAUAAAAUCUUUCAUAAACUUGGAUAUUAUCAAUUAUAAUCUUAUAAUCAAGCUUCCAAUGAAACUGCAACAAUUUUUGAAUUAACGAAAAAAAAAAGUUGAUUUUUGCAUACAACGUAUGGAUUUUCUAGAUUUAAGAACGUUUUAUGCCUGUUAAAUUAUGUGAAUAUACAGUUACAUAUCUAAAUAUCAGUUAUAAUGUCACAUAA